This is a messenger RNA of Funneliformis mosseae, 1374 nucleotides long. NCBI's taxonomy places the organism in Eukaryota, Fungi, Glomeromycota, Glomeromycetes, Glomerales, Glomeraceae. The record is from the annotation of a GenBank genome assembly.
AUGCCUUUCCAACUCCCAUAUGAAUGUUUAAACGAAAUUUUGAAAAAUUUGAAAGUCGAAAAGGAUUUACGUUCAUGCUCAUUAGUUAAUCAUUUUUGGUGUGAGGUUUCCAUUCGAAUUUUAUGGAGAAACAUUCAUAAUUAUAAUCUUUUAAUCGGUUGUUUUUCCGAUGAAUCUAAAGAAAUUUUACGCAAGAAUGAUAUCAUAAUAUCAACCUCAACUUCAAAACCUCUCUUCUUUGAUUAUAUAAAGUUCAUCAAAAAUCUUUCGGUGCACGAUACUGUUUGUGGAGUUCUCAAAUUUCUUAAAGAUCAACAACCUGACGAUGAUAAUAAAAAGUUUGUAGUAACACAAGAGAUAUUUAAAAUGCUCAUGGGUCAAGUUACUUUGAAAAAACUAGAAUUUUGUUCUAGAAGAUUUCUCAUUCCAAAUAUACCGAUCACCACUUAUCCUGGAGCGAAAGAUUGUUUGAAAAAUCUUUCGGAAUUUGAUUGUAGUUCGAACAUUGAUUCAGAAAUUUUCUAUCAGAUGUCACGAAUCUGUCAUAAUAUAGAAUCAUUAAGCAUCACUUUGGAAGAUAUAAUAUCAAAUGGAUUAGCAGAACUGAUUUCGGUUCAAAAAAAUUUAAAGUGCUUGAACAUAUUGCAUGAAAGUUCUGAUGUUAUGUACGUACCUCCUCUAAUAGCAAACAUAAAUGAUACUGUUAUCAAAUUACGCUUGGAAGGAAGAUAUCUUAUCCCUUUGUCAUUUAUUUCUAAACUCAUCAAUUUACAAGAACUUUUAUUAUCAUUUCGUUUCGAAGGCUUUGAAGAUAUGGAAUACAUGACCCUUCCAAACUUGCAAAUCUUAAAAUUUUAUUAUAAUGUUUUGAUUCCUAAACCUUUAAUUAUAUUUUUUGAGAAUAGUGGGAAGAAUUUAAGAGUACUUGAUCUUCAUAAUACCAAUGACAAUUCAUUGAAUUUGGCUGUAGCAAAAUUUUGUUCAAAUCUGAGGUCAUUACGCACUGUCAUUCUAGAUGUAGAAUCUACAACAUUGAAGGUAAUUUUACAAGGCUGUCAAAAAUUAGAAAGCAUUUAUCUUUUAUGCGGUUCUAAUUAUUUGAAUGAAAGCAUCUUGUUGGAAAUUAUCGUUAACGAUUCACCCAGAAAUUUUCACGAGCUAAAAAUGGAUUAUGUAGGAGGUUUUGAUCAUAUAUUUUUUCAAACAGCAUUGGCUCCCGUUUUUAGAAGAUGGGAGAACCGUACACCGAAAAAUACACUUUCGUUGUUUAUUAUUGGAAUUUGCGGUAAAAGUAUUAGAAGAGCCAGUAGUAUUGUAAUUAAAAAAUUUCAAAAGUCGGGUAUUAUUAAAUUUGGAACCAUCAAUUCUUUUUAA